Molecule: messenger RNA, 741 nt
Organism: Triticum aestivum (bread wheat)
Lineage: Eukaryota; Viridiplantae; Streptophyta; Magnoliopsida; Poales; Poaceae
Product: heavy metal-associated isoprenylated plant protein 39
Exons: 3
Coding region: 267-533 (88 amino acids)
Molecular function (GO): metal ion binding
Source: RefSeq, a predicted model, not a curated record
CAUGCAGCGACCAACAAAAUGUUCUACGGAGUACUUUGUUAGCUGAUCACUCUGAAUCUUGAUAGAACAGCGCACACAAGCUGGUCUUAGGGUCCAGAGCAAAGCGGCAUCAGAAGAAGAAAAAGAAGAAAGCCGUACCCCGCGACGCUGUACAAAUUACGGCCGUGUCUCCCAGCUUGGCUCAUUCUGCAUCCUGCACACUCAAAAUCGCAAGCAGCAUUCGCUUCCCCUCUGCUGCCUCCACCCCAUCUCCGUCUCUCCUCCGGAUGGCGCCGCAGCAGAAGGUGGUCGUGAAGGUCUCUUCUAUGAGCGACGAGAGGGUGAAGCAGAAGGCCAUGGAAACCGUUGCAGACAUCUAUGCAGGUAUCGACUCAAUAGCCGCGGACCACAAGGAUCAGAAGAUGACGGUGAUAGGUGAUAUGGACAGCGUCGUGAUCGCCAAGAAGCUGCGGAAGUUCGGGAGGAUCGACAUCCUGUCCGUUGGGCCGGCGAAAGAAGAGAAGAAGGAUGAUAAGAAAGGGGAGAAGAAGUGAUCAAACUUGGUGUUUCUGUUCCAUGUUCUGUCCCGUCGAUAUCUCUCUUGCUCUCAUAUUUGAGAACGAACAUACUGAGUUUUUUGGCUUCUUGCUCUGUAGCCUAAGUUCAGUUAUCUGGGGUACCUGCAGAUGUAUUUACAGAGUAGUAAACCAUUCAAAAUUUAACCAGAGGUAAAAUGCUACCUGCACAAUUGUUCACCAAAAA